AUGAUGGGCAGUAACGAAUUAUCUUGCCAAAUGCUACACCAUGGAGCAUCAGCUUCAUCUUCAUCGAAAGGAGUGAUAUUGAUACCCUCCAUAGAAUCAUUGUCCAAAUCACCAGCGAAACAGUGUGAAAUUGUUUAUUCUUCAGACUCAAUACUGAAUAUUGUGCGGCCUGCUACCAUUCAACUGGGCAAAAAUGACAGCAAAGAAACCAUUUGGACUGUUUAUGAGACCCUUCGAACAAGCACAAAAGCGUCUAUAACGAGUUCAAACGCGGUUUCAACUGUCACAGCGCGGCGUGAAAUCACUUGUGUCUCCCUCGUAGACACGCCGAAACUGGAUGGUGCAGUGAAUGAUCGCACAGUUCUUUUGUGUGGAUUCUCUGAUGGUACACUCACGUCGUGGAUCAGAUCUGGGAACAUUUGGAAAGAAAGAAUUCUUGUAAAUGAUUGUGACAAAGAGUAUGGUCGGUCGAUAACUGAUGUUGGUGGAAUCUUGUUGGAAGAUGGAAUUGGUGUCAUCGCUGUUUCAUGUUCGUCCGGUGGUGCCGAUUAUCACAGCUUUGGAGAUAACCCUUUUUCAUCAUCAACCUUUUCCUUGAUCCAGCUCCCGACAAAUGUUGUCAGAUUUCAAACUCUUCAAUCAAAAACGACUUUAUUACUGAUUGGAACUGCAGCUCCGCGUCACAACAAGAUACAUAUCUAUCGUUGCGGAGGCCAGGACCGUCCAACUUAUUGUGGCUCCUUAGCUGGCCAUGAAGAUUGGAUUUCCUGCUUCGACUGGUCUCGUACAACCGCACUAGACUACUUAGCGAGUGGGAGUCAAGAUGCGCGCAUCCGUCUCUGGAAGUUUGAAGCGAAGUAUAAUGAAAGAGCGGCUAUCGAACCGAACGAUCUUGACGGAAAAUUGAGCGACGAUGAAUCUCGUGUAGAAGAAUCAUGGGGCUUAGGGGAAGGGGAGUCCAGAUUGGAAAUAUUUCACGACACUCGUGCAACUUUAGUUUAUCUGGAAGCAUUGCUAAUUGGACACGAAGAACCGGUCACAUCUGUUACGUGGCACCCAUGCCCGCAGUCCAUAUAUGGCCGAGAUCUGAUUCUCAUUUCAAGCAGCAUGGACAGGACUAUGCUAGUGUGGGGAGAACACGAAUCUGGGAUCUGGACACCAAUAUCGAGGGUCGGAAGUGCUGGUGGGAUUCUUGGUGGGUCAGUUGGCUCUUCUUUGCUUGGCUUCUUGAAUACUCAGAUUGAGCCCACAAAUGGUAGUUGGUUGCUUGGGCAUGGAUACGGAGGAGCGCUUCACAUUUUCUCACCAGACUUAAGCCAAGGUGAGUCUGUAAUGGAUGGAACGCUGUCGGUUGAAGAACGUGCUUCCUUGGUUCCUUGGAAAGCAAUGACGUGCGUGACUGGGCAUUUUGACGGCAUAACAGACCUGUGUUGGGAAGCUGAAUUCGGAUCCUACCUCAUUACAGUAAGCAAUGAUCAAACAUGCAGAAUAUGGGCGCCUAGCCAAGCUGAUCUUGGGGAUGCGUGGAUAGAAAUUGCGAGGCCGCAGGUCCAUGGUUACGGUAUCAACGCAGUUGCGUCCCUUUCAACAGCGGAUCACAGGCAUUUGCUCAUCAGUGGCGCGGAUGAAAAGGAAAUUAGAGUAUUUGACGCAACUGCUGGCUUCGUCAAGUGUCUUGACAUGGUUUCACCGGACAGUAGCAAUGAGGAGGAUACUGCUAAUAGAGUAGAGCGUGCCUUUAUUCCAUCAUUGGGGUUGAGUAACAAGGCCACUGCCGCCGACGGCGCAGAAGAAGAUACUUCCAUAGGUUUUUCCAAAUCGGGAUCUAAGUUACCCCUAGAAAGAGACCUGGGAUCUGUUUCACUAUGGCCUGAGGUUGCAAAGCUCUACGGUCACACAUCAGAAGUGGCUCGCUUGACAUCGACGCUGGAAGCGCGGAGCUGUAAAGUCAACGAUAGUCCCGUGUACUCAGAUGUCCUUGUUGCAUCUUCAGCAAAGGCAAGAGAUGUCGAGACAGCUUGUGUUCGAAUUUGGGACGUGAAGGAAAACCGGUGUCUUCAAGUGCUUGCCGGUGGUCACAAAUCAACAGUGGUUGCUUUAUGUUUCUCCCCAGAUGGUCGGUACUUGGUUUCCUCAGGAAAGGAUCGCAGGCUUUGUUUGUGGGGAAAACGUAGCCAAGAGUCACAGGAGUCUGGAUCGCAGGGUCUCUUUCACCUUUGUGCUGCAGUUGACUCAUCUCAUAAACGUAUUGUUUGGGGAGCUCAUUUCUGCCCAUACGACUCUUCCACGUUUGCAUCAUGUUCACGAGAUGGCAGCGUUAAGAUUUGGAACAUUUGUACUUCGGAAUCUGGGCAUAAAACCAUGGAAAAAGUCUUCCAAUUCAAUCCAACCACACUUAGUACUGCUACCGACAAACCAGAAUCUGUGACUACUGUUGCAUUUGCACCUUGCCAGCUAAAUGGGAACGCACUUUUGGCGCUUGGACUCGAAAACGGAUUAAUGGAGCUCUGGAGAGUGCCAAUCAUUAAAGGACGUGGGAGUGAACUUUUCCCGGAGUUUCUGCAUUCAAUCCCGCACCAACAGUGCCAUGCAUCAACAGUGAAGAAGAUCGCAUGGCGACCAUGUCGAGACGACUCAGGGACUUUGGUGUUUGCAACUUGUUCUUCUGACAAUGGUUGUCGCAUCUUUAAAGUCUCUAGUUCCAAUAAGCGAUAA
Molecule: messenger RNA, 2715 nt
Organism: Cylindrotheca closterium
Lineage: Eukaryota; Bacillariophyta; Bacillariophyceae; Bacillariales; Bacillariaceae
Source: the annotation of a GenBank genome assembly